ACGGCAUUACUUGGCAUGAGUGAGCAAAAUUGGGGAGAUAUUCGUCUUAACCUGAUUGAAGAGUUACAUGUUUUUCGUGCUGAGUAUUCACAAUUAUAUGGAUCUAAUAUGCGUGUAGAUGAGUUAAUACAUGCACUCUCUUGCUUUGAGUCUGUUGCACCUCCCCAGCACUGGAUGACAUUACCUGACAUGGGACAUUUGAUUGCUUCAAAGUAUAAUGUGGUCUUGAUCCAUUUGUCUAGACUUCAAUGUCUUACCUAUCUUCCGCUGAGAUCAGUACCUCCUCCAUCACUACAACACAGAAUUAUUAGUAUUGGUUUUGUGAAUGAUUGUCAUUUUGUUCAGGUGUUUCUUAAAUCAAACUCGCCAAUACCUCCUGUUGCACUCAAGUGGCAUAGAUAUCGAGCUGAUAGUGCACGAGAAUGGGAAACACCAUAUAUAGCUAGAAUUGAAGCAUUUUUGUCUAUGAUCGACAAAAAUGUGGCAACUAAAGAUAUUAUUGAUUUAAGUGAUGGUUGACAAAAAUAUGAAUGUAAUGUUAUUGAUUUAAGUGAUGGUUGACAAAAAUAUGAAUGUAAUGUUAUUGAUUUAAGUGAUUGAU
Molecule: messenger RNA, 601 nt
Organism: Diospyros lotus (date-plum)
Lineage: Eukaryota; Viridiplantae; Streptophyta; Magnoliopsida; Ericales; Ebenaceae
Exons: 2
Coding region: 16-519 (167 amino acids)
Source: RefSeq, a predicted model, not a curated record